CUUCGGCUCACCGUUGGGUGGUGACGAAAAAUCCGAAACAAGCCGCAAGGAAUCUGCACGACGUGGUUAAUCAGCUGCAGUUUGCUCAGAUGAUACAACCGCAACCGAUUCACGAGGACAUGGUGAUGAUGCCCCAAGCACCACCAGCCACUAUCGAUGAGCUUGUGAUGGCAAGGGCCCGCAACCGAGACCACACCCACCAUGAUCGCCCCGAUAGUCUCACGGUGGACAGCGAUUUAGCGGGUGCGGACAGUCUUCGCUCGAGCCACACUCCGUUGCAGCACCAACAGCAACACCAAGCACCGCUGAGUGUCGGUCCCAGCGCACCGUUCCUCAGUUUGUGCGAUCAGCUACGAUCGGCGGGUGGAUCGAUCGGAGGAAAACAGGGCCAACUGUCACCGCAUACCGGUUUUCAGCAUGGUGGACCGGGUUUUCCGAUAACGGGAGAAGCGACCAAGGCCACUUCGCAGAUUAUAGUGAAUUCGGGCUUUGGUGCACCGGGUUACAUCCCUAAUACGGUUUGUUUCUAUCAGAACGGUCCACCGCCGGCCACUGUACCGUAUCCGUUCCAGAGGCCAGCAACAGGAGGCACGAGUUAUGCUCCGUCUUACAGUGCUGGCUAUCCGCCACAGGUUUAUCAUCAGCCACAGCAUCAUCAGCAUCCGCAGCACGGUCAUCAUGGAGGUGCCGGAGGUAAGGUUCCGCUGAAUGAUCCCACGAUCGAGGCAUUCAUCCAGCCUCGCCUUUCCGAAGCAACGAUCCAUUUGCCUGUGAACAUCCACAACCUCCAGCAUGCCAGCAAUGGCCGCACACCGGACGGUGCCACAAAUAAUGUUCUCGUCUGCUCGAUGGUACAACAGCACCAGCUACAGCACGAAGCAGCAGCAGCGGAACGGCACCAUCAUCCCGAUCACCACGACAAUGCCACCGCCGCUGACGCUGAUCCAACGCACUCCAACGAAAGUGCUGAGCUGGCGCACAUGUUUGCGACCGGUCACUCAUCGGCAGCACGUGCCAAGGGCCGCCAGCACUGUCGCCGUGGUUGGGUACCGUGUUUUAGCUCGCACCAGUGCGUCAAACGGUCCGCUUGGUGUAACUCCCGGACGGACUGUCUCGAUGGAAGUGACGAAAGUUCGUGCUCUUGUGUUUCGCGACUCCCCCGGCACAAACUGUGCGAUGGUUAUGCUGACUGUCCGCUCGGGAUGGACGAGAUGGGUUGCUUCGGGUGUGCCAAGUUCGCUUUCUCUUGCCAUCACACGGCGGACGAGUUCCGGACGCACCGUUCCGGUGACUCACCGGGGUGCUACUCGGUCGCAGAACGUUGCGAUGGUUUCGAUCAUUGUCUCAACCGGAAGGAUGAACAGGAUUGUUCAAUGUUGGUGCAGGGCCUGGGGCAUUAUCUGGCCUACGCAGUUCCGCACACUUCCGGUGUCCUGCAUCGGAAUUACAAAGGAAAAUGGUACCCGGUGUGUAGUAAUGCUCGUCCGUGGGCACGUGAAGCUUGCGAAGCGGAACUUGGUCCACUGGAUCAGGAGCCGUUGUUGAGCCACGGCCAUGGCAGUCUACCAGGGCCCUACAUUAGCCAGCGGACGGCAACAACAGAACCAGACUUUACCGAAUCGUGCAACGGGGUGUACGUGAAGGUCAAGUGUCCACCGGUACGUUGCGGUACGAGUAAGCUGCAGGAACAGCACGCGGCAAGGAUCAGCGUACGAGCGAGACGUAAUGUGACGUUGGAAGCAACGACGACGGCGUCCAGCGGUGCCGAUGAGCUGGUCGAGAGUGUCCGGAUCGUGGGUGGUGGUGAUGCGGAACCGGGUGCUUAUCCUUUCAUUGUGGGAAUUUUCCGUGAUGGCAAGUACCAUUGUGGGGCCUCGAUCUACAACGAGCACUGGAUCAUUUCUGCUGCUCAUUGUUGUGACAAUUUCCAACACCACUACUACGAGGUACGCUCCGGGAUGCUCCGGAAGCGCAGUUACUCUCCGCAGGUGCAAGUCACGCACGUGACGCACAUGAUCGUACACCACGCUUACAGCUCGAAGCUGAUGGCGAACGAUAUCGCGCUGUUGCGUGUGGAGCAUCCGUUCCGAUACAACCGGUGGGUCCGGCCAAUCUGUCUCCCGGCCAAACAUCGGACAACCGGCGAUCGCGAUUGGCUCUGGGGUCCAAAACCGGGCACCGUAUGUACGGCGAUCGGUUGGGGUGCCCUGCGAGAGGGUGGUGGUGCACCGGAUCAUCUGAAGCACGUUUCGGUGCCGGUGUUGCCGGUCUGUAAGCAUCGUGCCGAUCGAGAUAGUUUGCAGAUUUGUGCAGCCGAAGAGCACGGUGGACAGGAUGCAUGCCAGGGUGAUUCCGGUGGUCCGUUCGUGUGCCAGAGUCGAUCGAAUUCGUUCGAAUGGUACCUGGCCGGUGUCGUGAGCCAUGGGGAAGGUUGUGCCCGGGCAAACGAGCCCGGUGUUUAUACGCGCGUCGCGCUGUUUAUCGAAUGGAUCGAGCAAAAGGUUAAUGGACCGUUACCAUUGCGGCAGACGUUACUGGAUUGUCCUGGAUCGCGGUGUAUCUGGGGUGGUGGUGUGUGCCUUCCAGCGGGCAAGAAGUGUAACGGAUUCGUCAACUGUCUCGGUGGUGAGGAUGAAUCGGAGUGUGGAAUGGAUCGGUUGCUACGUUCGAUGACGAGAAAAGAUAACGAAGAGGAGGAGGAAGAGGAGCAAGAGGAGCAAGAGAAUGAUAACACGACAACCGACGGCACUGAGCAGGAGCAGCUGGAGAUAACCAGCGAGAGUCGUCCACUGAGCGUUACCACUUCCCCGGAGCAGCAGCAGGAGCCACAAGUAACAACGGAAGAGGCCCAUGGUGAGGGACAGGAGAGUAUGCUUGUAACACAGACCGUACAGAUGGAUGCUACGGAGUCUCCUACCGGAAUCACGAUACUAGAAAGCACUACAAGCACCACCACCGACGGAACUACUCUCGGUGAAACGAGCGAAUCAAUCCAAUCGACUUCCGAAGGAGUUUCCAGUUCCACCACCACCACUGCGGCUGAGUCCACAACGCCAGCGACCACCUUUACCACGGUUGCAUUCGAAAUUCUGGCCCCCACAGGACCAACAACAACGGAAGUCCUUUGGAAAGCAGUCGAAAAGACGAUCAAGGAAGUGCAGGGAUUGGCAAGGGCACGUGGCAAUGAGUCACAGAUCGCCACCGUCGAACCCGAACCCGAUCAUCCAUUUUUCGAGGAGCUCGAAGUGAUGGAACAGGAAAAACAUAAACGGUUGGCCCAAUUCCGGUUGACUGUGCACAAUGUACACACCAAAACAGCUGUAACAUCGACCGUGUCCCCGCUCCUUUCCAAUGACACCGCCCAAACGCAGCGGCAAUAUCGGCAGUUCUCGUGUACCAAUAUCACGCAACGGAUCAACAUUGCGCAUCGGUGUGACCGGAUCGUCGAUUGUGAGGAUGGUAGCGAUGAGCUGAACUGUACCUGUCGGGAUUAUCUGAAGGAUAAGUUUGAUUUUCUGAUCUGUGACGGCAAGACGGACUGUUUGGAUCAUACGGAUGAGCGGAAUUGCCUGAAGUGCCAGGCGAAUGAAUACGCAUGCCGGAUGAGCCAGCAGUGCAUUCCGAAGGUGCACCAGUGCAAUGGUAUCGCUGAUUGUCCUCUGCACGAAGAUGAACUGGAUUGCUUGGCCCUAACCGAUGGUCAGCGUGUGUACUUCGAUGCCAACAAUCUAACGCUCUUCCGCAACACGGGACUCGUGACGAAGAACACCAACGGCACCUGGGAGAUACUGUGCGGUACGAAGCUCACCGAUAAGACGCAGCACGCGGUCGAAAAGAUCUGUGCUUUUCUCGGUUUCGCCGGAUACCGUAACUACUCGGUGGUGACGCUUAGCGGAACCACGAGUUUGGACGAACUGCUCACGAUCGAUAGUGAUACAACGCACUAUCUGAACCUAACGCUCGUCGAGGGUUGCGAAGCGCUGCGCGUUACCUGUGCCCAGCACAUCAACGCCAGCGAGCACGAGAUCGCACACUUUGAGCAUCAGCACAGUGAGGAACCGGUGCAGGUGAACAUCCGGCCACUGAAUCCGAUCCACAAACCGCACCACAUGCCCCAGAUCGUGUUCCAGGAGAAUGCGCACGUUGAGUUGAUCGAAAGCUUUGGGGAUGAUUACGAUUGGCCGUGGAAUGUGGACAUCUAUCUCGAUGGGGUGCUGAUCUGCAGUGGAUUGAUUAUCGAUGCGAGCUGGAUCGUGGUGGCCAGCAGCUGUACGCGGCUCGUCAAUAUGCGCCAUCAGUAUGUGGCGGUGGUGGCUGGAGGUGCCAAGUCGUACCUUCACAUUGCCGGUCCGUAUGAGCAGGUGGUGCGGGUGGAUUGCUAUCACUUCAUACCGGAAGCGGAAACGGUGAUGUUGCAUCUGUCGCAGAAGUUUAACUUUAGCCGGCACGUGUUACCGACCUUCAUACCGGACCGUGACAACCUGACGGACAGUGAGUGUCUUGCGGUAGGUAAGGACAAGUAUGGCAGGACGAAGACACUGCGAGUGCAUCUUAACGAGACGAAUUGUACUGGCGAACGGAUCCGGUGUUACAAUAAGGAUCUAAAGCAGCCCUACUUCCAUCAUGAGUAUUGUUAUACUCAAGAGGCAACACGCUCUGGGGUUAUCGUCUGCAAAACGAAGCGCUCCGGUUGGUAUCCGGUCGGGUUCUACCAGAACAAGCGUGGUCUCUGUGGCUUCAACGAGGUAGUGCGGGUGACCAGCCUAGUGGAAUCGUACCACCGCAUACAGCACGUGAUACAGAACGAAAAGUGCAUCGGAGAGCUGUACUAUGGGGAACCACGCUGCGAUGGGAUGCGCUGCCGGUAUGGCAAGUGUAUCGGUGAGACGGUGAUCUGCGAUCGUAAGCUGGACUGUAGUGAAGGUUCGGACGAGAAGCUGGAGCUGUGUGCAUCGAGGAAUUCAACAGGACGCUGUCUACCGCAUGAAUUACGCUGCACGAAUGGAAAGUGCGUCGAUAAGAGCAAGUUCUGUGAUCGCCACAAUGAUUGCGGUGAUGCGACGGAUGAACCACACGAUUGUUCGUGCUAUACGUAUCUGAAAAUAACGGAUCCAGCAAGGAUCUGUGACGGUGUCCGGAACUGUUGGGAUAAAUCGGACGAAAAUCCACGGGUAUGCCGGUGCCACGCUUCGAACUUCCGGUGCGGCGAAUCGGACAUCUGUGUGCCGUAUGAUUUCGUGUGCGACAAGGAACGGGACUGUCCGGAUGGUGAGGAUGAACAGUAUUGCUACGCCCUGCAGCAGAACUCGUAUGAAGCUGGCUACGGUGAGCUGAUGGAGCAAAGCUACGGUAUCUGGCACUCCAAGUGUUUCCCCAAGACGGCCCAAUUCGGGGACGAGUAUAUGCGCGACAUUUGCGAACAGCUCGGUUACUCGCAGGUGCGCAAGAUUUAUGGCCGUGCGAUCGUCGAGGGUGCACGGUUGCGGACGGCCAACGACACGGAAAGUCCGGUGGAUAAGUUGCGCCGAACGGCCACCAAGACGGUCGUGCACAACAAGUUCUCCAAGGUGGUGAUUAACGAUCAGCACACGUUCUACAUGAAACCGAGCCGACCGAUGUUCCGGGUGAUCAAUUGGAACUACCACGACGAGCAGAACUGUCACCGGUUGGAGUUGCUGUGUGCUGCGUAACCGGCUUAUCGCACGAUAGUGUGGCGUCUAACGCCAAAGUACAAUAAAAACCCUUAAGUUACA
Messenger RNA from Anopheles aquasalis, 5753 nucleotides. It is a transcript of the gene ndl, whose product is annotated as serine protease nudel. Gene Ontology annotation, biological process: proteolysis. NCBI's taxonomy places the organism in Eukaryota, Metazoa, Arthropoda, Insecta, Diptera, Culicidae. Gene Ontology annotation, molecular function: serine-type endopeptidase activity; protein binding. The record is from RefSeq and is a predicted model, not a curated record.